AUGUCGAAUUAUGGCCAGCCCCGCAACGGCAUGGUCAAGGAGCACCAAGCGGGGGUGACCGACAGUGGGCGGCACGAUGCUCACAUGCCUGGUCCACUGGCCAGGUUUGGGGAAGAGUCAUUGGGUCUCCCUGGGUCGGUUCGCACCUUCAAGGUGGGAACGGAGCUGCGGGGAGUGCGCUCUAAUUCCCGUGUGGAGGGGGCUGCGGUAGGGGAUGGUGAGGGUGAUGCGGAGGAGGAUGAGGAGGAGGAGGAGGAGGGGGAGGGGGAGGUGGAGGAGGAGGAGAAGGAGGAGGAGGGGGAGGAGGAGGAGGAGGAGGAGGAGGAGGAGGAGGAGGAGGAGGAGGAGGAGGAGCACGUGGAGUACGAUCGUUUAGGGGCGUGUGGGGAUGAGCUGGAUGAAUCGGGCAGUAGGGAAGGAAGUGAUCGCGCAUACAAUCCUACCGAUGAGGGGGGUGAUGCGGCCUAUGACGAGGACCACGAAAUGGAUGAUUUGGAGGCGGAGGAGGGUGUUGGCGAAAAUGAGGGGAGGCGUACGCGUGGGCGGGGAUGCCCCCAGCAAGGGGCGGCAAGUGGAGCAGGAAGGGGGCGGGCUGGUGGUGUUCGGAGUGGGCGUGUGGAGAAGAGGGGUCGCGGGAGGGGGGGGAGGGGUGGAGUGGGUGAGGGUGAGACGUUUCCGGAGGGUGGGUAUGAGGGCGUGCCCAAUGGGGGGAUCGAUUGGCCGUACUGCAUGCGGUGGCCAAUCAUCCCUGGGGCUGGACGUCAGGCCGGCGUUCGUGGUAGGGGGGGGAUGGAGCGGUUUGUGGGCCACCAGUUCAGCGUGCGCUCCUUGUGGGAGGCACUCACCAAGCUGGUGGUGACGGGCAACGUGCCUGUCCGCUUCGUGGAGCUGGAAGCGGAGAUAGCGGACUUGGUGCUGGAGGUGGUGCGUGAUUGGGACUUGGUGGACCGUUGUGUCGCAUUCGUGAGCGACAACGCGUCCAGCAACACACGCGUGUUCCACCUCCUUUCCGGUGGUAGUUCUCGCCCUGCCAUCUUCCGCCCAGGCAUGCACGUCAGGUGCACCUUGCACGUGCUGAACUUGGCGGUGCAGACAGCACUGAAGGUGCCCCUUGUGCGCAAGACCCUGCGUCUGGUGCGCGACGUGGCGAUCUUUGUGGGGUACUCCCCCAUCCGCACGGGGAACUUUCAGGCGGAGCAGGUGCGAGCGUACCCGGGUAGAGCGCUCUUGAAGCUCGUCCAGGACAGCCCUACACGAUGGGGUUCAACGUAUGAGAUGGCAGUCCGCUUCCUCCAGCUGCACAGGGCGAUCCACGUCAACUUCUACGACGACCAGGUACGAUAG
This is a messenger RNA of Closterium sp. NIES-65, 1344 nucleotides long. The record is from the annotation of a GenBank genome assembly. Lineage: Eukaryota; Viridiplantae; Streptophyta; Zygnematophyceae; Desmidiales; Closteriaceae.